AUUUGGUAACUUCCUUGUGAAAUUGUAGCUGUAACCUGCUGUCUCAAGCCAAACGAAACACAGCAUUGUGCCACGGCGUAAUCGCAUAGAACGGUGGUGUGAGAGUCAGCCUCCAGCCGCAACGUAUCACAAGCUAUCCACAUUAUGCUUCAUUCUCCUUCUCCAGUGCGCAACGCUUUCCACAUUGAUUGUUAGAAGUUGCCAGUAUCUGAUUUCAGUUGCCCAUUGAUAGACUCUGGUGCACCACCUGCUGCUCUUGAUCAUUUUAGAGUUGCAAACCUUUGUUCCAGCUUGUGACCAGGCAUGGGGCUGGUAUGAUGGAUGUCCAGAAGCUGGGACCCUGGCUCUUCGUGGAUACCACCAGUGAGAGACACAUCAGCAUAGUUGCUGAAACAUGAAAGUGCUGGAUGCGAGUGCAGGUCUGCUGACCAAUUUUGAAGUUCUGGAGGUGCUCAAGGAGAGGGGGACAAGAACAGAAGCGGACGAAUCGGGGGUGCCUGGACCAGCCACGCCUUCGGAACAAAAGGUCCAUGACUACCUGGUCCACAGCCCCGCAGGCACGCAGACGCGCAAGAGCAUUCAGACAUUCACGGAGGCCAUCAAGGAGCUGGAGCUGCUGAAAGCGGAGAAGCUGCAGAUGGUCAACCUGCGGCCCAGCAUCCCUGUCGAGGUGCACCUGGUCGUAGAGGACUGCGAUGAGCGGCUCACCACCGACGCAGUUGAGGCGCUCAUUGCCACAGUCGACGAGACGCUGCCGCCCGCUCCAGAAGCUGCCGGACCGACAGAGGACGAAGCAACCUGAAAGUAAUUGCCAGGGUCUUACGAACCCAUUUAGUGGCAGACUAAGCUUGGAGGACGCCCGACCCAGUGCAAUCAUUGCCACACACAGAUCAAUGUGCGUGCCGUUGCAUAGCAAGGCUGUUGCAACCGAUAAACGCAAUCCUAUCAAUGCCUUACGAACCGUCAUGACAUGCAUACUUAUCUGGCGGGACGGCCAGGUACAGCGACAAAAUUUGCAUGCGCACGUAAACCGAGUGCAAAGAAUGCCUGCGGUGGCCUG
Molecule: messenger RNA, 1060 nt
Organism: Klebsormidium nitens
Lineage: Eukaryota; Viridiplantae; Streptophyta; Klebsormidiophyceae; Klebsormidiales; Klebsormidiaceae
Source: the annotation of a GenBank genome assembly